UAUGGCUUCGUAAGGUGGAUUGGGAUGAACCCGUUCCCCUUGACUUAAAGCGUACUUGGGAUGAAUUGAAAAUUGAUUUGGUGGUAUUGGAAUCAGUCAAAAUUUCUAGAUUUGUUUUAUGCAAUUCACCCGAUACCGUUGAAAUGCAUUCGUUCAGCGACGCAUCUAUAUCGGCCUACGGAGCAUGCGUAUAUCUUAGAUCUAUUGACUCAAAUGGCAACGUAGUGGUCAGAUUGCUUUGCUCUAAGUCGAAGGUAAAUCCAAGCAAACCCAUCACCAUUCCUCGUUUGGAAUUGCUAGGAGCUUUACUCGCUGCUCGGCUUUGCAAAUCAGUGCUAGAAUCUUUACGAUGCAACAUAACUCGAAUUGUACACUGGUGUGAUUCUAGUGUAGUGCUAGGGUGGUUGAAUACAAGUCCAAAUAAAUUAAAGACAUUCGUGGCUAAUAGAGUCGUUGAAAUUUGUGAAACCACGACUCCCGCGAAUUGGCGUCACGUACCAACAAAUGAUAACCCGGCUGACCUUAUUUCUAGAGGCGCUAAAACAAAUUUUUUAGUAGAAUCCAAAUUAUGGUGGUCAGGUCCAAGUUUUUUAGCUAAUUCUGAAUCGGAGUGGCCAUCACUAAACAAACGAACUAAUUACGAAUUGCCGGAAUUAAAGGUUAGUGUAGCUCUAGUGGUUGAUCCAAUAAUUCAAUUUGAAAGAUUUUCUAAUUUUAUUCGAUUAAAACGAUCAUUUGCUUAUGCUUUACGAUUCAUUCAUAAUAUUAAAUCGCUUAAAACUAAAAAAAGAGGGAUUCUCACGACAGAUGAAUUACAAAUUUCAUUUAAUUAUCUUUGCAAAUUUGCUCAAAUACAGUCAUUUCCUGAUGAAUAUAAUGCACUAAGACAAACUCAAUUUAUUUCAAGUAAAAGUAUUCUUCAGUCACUUAACGUAUUUUUAGAUAAUUCAGGCAUUAUUCGAGUAGGCGGAAGAUUAGAACACUCAAAUUACGACUACGAAAAGAAACAUCCAAUAGUUUUACAGUCUAAACAUUAUUUAACGAUUUUAAUUUUUCGAUACGAACACAUAAAACAAAUGCACGCUGGACCACAGCUUUUAUUAUAUACGGUGCGUAACUACAUAUGGCCAUUAGCUGGCAGAAAUCUCGCACGUCGCACUGUACGCAACUGUGUUCGAUGUAGGCGCUUACAGGGUCGUACGUUAACACCUAUAAUGGGCCAUCUCCCGUCACAACGAACUAUACCAGCAUUUCCAUUUCUUACGACAGGGGUAGACUUCGCAGGUCCAUUUAUGAUUUUAAAUAAGAAAGGCCGCGGCGCAAAACUUUCAAAGUGUUACUUAUGUCUUUUUAUAUGUUUCCGAUACAAAUGCGUGCAUUUAGAAGCCGUAACAGAGCUGUCAAAGGAUGCCUUUGUUAUGACAUUACGGAGAUUUGUUGCCCGACGCGGCAAACCGCUUGAAAUCUAUUCCGAUAACGGUAGGAAUUUCGUUGCCGUUGCAAAGGAAAUCGGUAGUUUCUUAAAAGAAAAUCAAAACUCUCUAUCGGAGUACGCAGCUACCGAAAAUAUAAAAUUUCAUUUUAUACCAACUUACGCUUCUCAUUUUGGGGGAUAUUGGGAAGGCGGCAUCAAGUCAGCUAAGCACCACAUUAAAAGAGUAAUGGGCAAUUUAAAUCUCACGUACGAAGAACUUUCUACUUUGUUUGCACAGGUGGAAGCUAUUCUAAAUAGCCGACCCUUAUAUCCUGUUUCUUCUUCCCCUCACGACCUUCUUUCUCUCACUCCAGGGCACUUCCUGAUUGGCCGACCACUGUCUUCCCUGCCAGCUCCAGUCUUGGAGGAAGAAAAGGCUACUCGCCUGCAGCGCUAUAACCGCAUAGAGCAAGCUCGCCAGCAUUUCUGGAGACGCUGGCAAAAUGAAUAUGUCAGCGAGUUGCAGCAGCGAUCCAAGUGGCGUACACAGAAGUGCAACCCUCUUCGUGUCGGGGAUUUAGUUCUUCUCCAAGAGGACAACAAUCCACCCCUUCAUUGGCGUUUGGGACGUGUCAUCCACUUACAUCCCGGCAUCGAUGGUGUGAGCAGAGUUGCUGAUAUCAUGACUGAGAGAGGCAGCGUACGGAGGCCAUUUACAAGACUAUGCCCUCUACCAAAUCAAGAUGAUAACUAGAAUACCGAAGGUAUUCCAGGGGGGGUGCUUAUGUACGCGCCUUCAUUAAUUUGUGGAGCAAAUAUUGCCUGCGACGCAUUACCGAUAAUGUAGAUAAGGCUGUUCGCAAUGCUACAUACGAAGACUACAUACGAAGCCCUGUCGACCAAUCGUUGCAGCCCGACGUCAUCAAAGGUCCGACGUCAUCGACCGAGGAGAAGGGACCCUGCAACGACGACACUUUUUUCCGAGACCUCUGGGCGUUCGGCGAUAAUCAUCUUCGUUCUUGUAUUUUAUAUUUUGAGACCAUAAGUUCCUGUAAUCUUCUUUUGAGCAUUAAAUUGAUUUGUACAGUG
Molecule: messenger RNA, 2503 nt
Organism: Vanessa atalanta (red admiral)
Lineage: Eukaryota; Metazoa; Arthropoda; Insecta; Lepidoptera; Nymphalidae
Exons: 1
Coding region: 144-2168 (674 amino acids)
Biological process (GO): DNA integration
Molecular function (GO): nucleic acid binding
Source: RefSeq, a predicted model, not a curated record